This is a messenger RNA of Loa loa (African eye worm), 3081 nucleotides long. RefSeq lists its product as hypothetical. The coding region runs from base 1 to 3081 and encodes 1026 amino acids. The transcript has 20 exons. NCBI's taxonomy places the organism in Eukaryota, Metazoa, Nematoda, Chromadorea, Rhabditida, Onchocercidae. The record is from RefSeq and is a predicted model, not a curated record.
AUGUCUAACACUACGAUUGAACUGGAGAAAAAGAUUACAGAUUUAGAAAAAUGCAUUGAAAGUCACACCACCCAGGGAACAGUACUUCAUGAUGUUUUGGAACAAUACAAAGUGAAAGAGCGGGAAGCAUCACAGGCAUUAGCUGAUUCACAAUUUGAAAUAGCCCGACUAAAUGAAAUCAAUGACAGAAUUAAAUCAGAGCAUGAUGAGGAGUUGAAGCGUAUACAUCGUGAAUAUAGCGAAAUAGAAAAAAAAAUUUUCAUCCAAAAGAAAAGCGAAAUGGAGAAUUACGACGAUAUAGUAUUUGCUUUGCGUAAAAAAAAGGAAUAUUUGGAGAAAUCGCUAGCCGGAGCCGAAGAAAAAACGCGAGAACUUUCUUUGCGGUAUGAAAAUGUAAUGCUUGAAAAAGAAAACUUGCGUAUUCAAUUGGACGAGGAAAAAGAACGAUGUGAAAAAGAAAUGACUUCGUUACAGGAACAACUAGAUGCUAUUAAAGAACGAUAUGUUGAGGAAACUACGGAAUGGGAAAAAAUCCUUACUGAGAAAGACAGUUCGUACAAUUCGAAAGUAUUGGAAAUGGAGACUAAUAUGAAAAUGUUAAAUAAUAAACUCCAGCAAAGUCGAGAAGCAGAGUCCAAUUUGAGGCGAGAAAUAGUGGAUUUAAAUUUGCUCAUUGAUCGUGAAAAAGAUACCGUCAAAUUGACGCAGUCCGAAAUAAGCAGGAAAGACGAAGAAAUGAAGAUGGAACUGGAGAAAUUGGAUCAAGAUCGCCACAAAUGGGAGCAGAAAAUAAGGUUGAAAGAUGACGAGCUUGUGAAAGCACGUUACAGUAUUGAAAAUUUACAAACAAAAUGUUUGAAAUUAGAAAAGACGCUUCAGUCUGUUGAAAGCCGUUUAGAUAAAAAAACACAAAAUUUAUCGACGGCUGAAAAUGAACUGAAACAAAUAGAGAGCCGAAUUUCGUUACGCAUGAAUGAAGAAGCUGUUCUCAAAAGCAACCUUGCGGAUCGCGAACGGGAAAAAAAUGAUCUGAAAACACAACGAGAUGAAUUGAAAGUCUUAUUGCGAGAAGCCUGCAUUCAAGUCGAAGAAAUGAAAAGUAACGAAGAGGUUUUACAAAAAGAGAUUGUAAUAAUGAAAAGCAAACUGCAAGAUGAGGAGAAGCAAAUAAAAAAGUUAUCAAACGAUUUGAACCAGUUGGAAGAUGAGAAUAAGAAGCUGGAAGUAGCGUUAUCAGAGAAAACAAGCGAUUUAUCAACCUUGACAAUUGUAUUCAAACAGUCUGAAAACACACAAAAGCGGACGACAGAAGAAUUGGAAGAAGAAAGGCAAAAGAGCUAUGAAACCGAAAAAAUGAUAGCAGCUUUGCAAGCUGAAAAUGAAAAACUGUCACGUGAUCUAACCCAUACACGUUGUGUUUUGGAGCAAAAAAUAGCAACAAAUCAACAAGCAUUAAGUGAUAUGGUAGGAAACUAUAAGGCUACAGAAAAAGGUCGUCUUGAAGCUAUACGUCAAAAGGAAAGUAUUGUUAAUGAAGUAAGAAAUUUGAGAAAUCUAUUGGCUACUGAAGAUUCAAAACGAAUGAACGUUGAACAGAAAUUAGCAGAAUCUGAAAUGUUGCGAAAAGAGCUGGUAAAAAAGGUGGCACAUUUUGAAAAUAGUGCUAAAAGAGCAUUAAGUUUUGCAAAAGCUCGUAAUCUACCAAGAUUUCGAUCGUGUGUUUCAGAAAUGGAUACAAAAACUAUAAGUCGAAAUCUCUCACGAUCAGGUGAAGGAUCCCUACGUCGCAGCAGUUCAGCGUCUUUUACUCCUCAUGUACGCUUCGAUUUAAACUCUGGCAUCGAAUCGAUUUAUCCCGGCAGUUUGGAUAUAAGUUCAUCCGUUGAAAUAACGUUUCAACAUUUGAAGAAUCGCAUUGACGAGCUUGAAAAGGCCAGGGCUGAUGAAUCAACCAUCCUUGUUCGCUUGAAAGCUGACAAAGAAUGGAUGUCAGAGGAAAAUCGGAAAUGUCUAGAUAAAAUCCACUUGUUGGAACAGAAGCUAGUCGACCUCGAAGAAGAUAAACGGCUCUUGGAAUCACGUCUUUCAAGUUCACGGCAGCUUCUGGUUUCACAGGAGGAGAGCCUUCGAGCAAAAGAAACUGAACGUAAAGCACUGAGGACUCGAGUAACCAGCGCUGAUCUUCAUGUCCGUGAUAAAGAAGCUCGUCUUUCUUCUUUAAAUGAGCAAGUAGCAGCUUUGCAAAUCGAAUUAGCAGCAAUGAAAAAUGAGCGCAAAAAAUUAGAGGGAUCCCGAAUGAUAUGGGAGAAUGAGCGACUUUUAUACGAAUCGGCUUGUAAAGAUGCGGAGAAGAAGGUGCAGCAGUACUGGACAGAUAUGAAUUCAAUCAUUUCUGCAAAAGAGAAAUUGGAAGAACGCUUGAAUGAGACGGAACAUUUGCUUGCGAAAACACGACAACAGUGUGAAGAACUGGAAGAAGUGAACAGAGAGUACAGAAAUAUGCUUGAGCAGGGAAAGGUAGAUAAAGGGUCAGAAGAUCAGCGAAAAUGGGAUGAUCACUCAAAGAUCAGUGACUCGGAUUUGCUAUCCAAAUUAAGUGUAUUACAACAUGAAUACGACAACUGUUUGCUUCGAUUACGAGCCAGUGAUUUGGGAAAACAGUCUCUUAAAAAUGAUCUGGAUGAAGCAAGAAAUCGGCAAAAGCAAACAUCUCAUAGAAUUGCCAGCAUGCAACGUAAAUUGGAAGAGAUACUUAUGGAAAAGAACCGCUUACAAGAGCGUCUGAACAUCAUGGAACAGCAAGAAAAGGACAAUCAACAGAUGGAAAAGGAUAUGCGUACCGAAUUGGAAAAAUUGCGGACCGAGAAAAUCAUACUGCUUGCGGAGAAUGAAGAAUUAAAACGACGUUUAAGUAGAACUGAGGUGGAGCAUCGAGAAUUUGAUGCUUGUCGUGCACGUCUUGAAAGAGAACGUUUGGCCCUAAAACGAAACAUUGAAACAGUAAAUUUUACAUUUUUGACUAUUGAAAAAAGGAAGAAACAUCCUGUAUUUUUCAGGCCAUUGUCCAAUCCAUUAGGUUGA